Molecule: messenger RNA, 186 nt
Organism: Peronospora matthiolae
Lineage: Eukaryota; Oomycota; Peronosporomycetes; Peronosporales; Peronosporaceae
Source: the annotation of a GenBank genome assembly
AUGGCUGCAGCUCGUCAAGGCAUCGCUCAACUUCGUGAGCAGGUCGCUUCGCUAGUCGACCAGACUGGCUCGUUGAAACGGGACCACUCGAAGGUGGUCUCAGCCCUCGACCGCGGAGGUGUUCUUCGCAUCUCGAAACGGAAUCGUACUGUUAUUACGGGCGGAGAAGCUCAACGUAAAACGUAG